This is a messenger RNA of Nelumbo nucifera (sacred lotus), 1249 nucleotides long. Its product is annotated as period circadian protein. The record is from RefSeq and is a predicted model, not a curated record. Lineage: Eukaryota; Viridiplantae; Streptophyta; Magnoliopsida; Proteales; Nelumbonaceae.
GGAGGAAUGUAAAGGGAUGUAUAAUUUAUUCGUUCGAACAGAGAAGAGACGGGAGAGGAAAAAAAGUGCGAGAAAUGAAGACCGCUCCGAAGAUUAUUUUGCUAUUCAGAGACGCCGACGGCGUCGGAUCUGCAAUUGCCGACGCCCUGCAACCCAACCACAAUUCUACUCUUCAAAGAACAAAAACUUCUUUCGAGCUAUCGUUGGAUAGGUACGGGAUCAAAGAUGUCAAAGCUUCGGGAGACGCCAUUCAUUUUAUUGAUCACGAGGGCUUGUAUCAGGUGUCUCUUUUGCUUCUACAAUACUAUGAUCCGCCAAUUAUUGCCUGUGCUGUUAAUGAACUCUUGGCAUCAAUAAUGGGAGAAAACUCUUCCUCCAUGCUCACACUCAUACUCCCAUUUCUUGUGGCUGCAUCAAAGCUUGAGAAGGAAAUGAAAAGUUCAAUACCGGGUAACCACAAAGUUGCAUUGUCUGGUGUUCAAAUAGGUCCAGAGACAGAUUUUACUCGGGCCAUGAUUGCUAGAAUCCAGAAGGCACCGCCUUCAUUACAGAUUCAUUAUGAACCUCUGGCUUGCUUGCUUCAGUUGGUCCGUGUCUUGAAGCUACCAAGUUUUCUUCUCAUUGGACCAACUGCUCAACACCAAUCCAAAAGAACUCCUGAUGAAGACAUUGAGGCACUUUAUGAGUUGGGAGAGUUCUUGGCGAGCAGUGUUAACUUGUGCUUUUUGAGGGAUAGAAUUCAUUGGAAUCCAACAAAGAAGCAGAGGGACAAUUUGGAGCCAUGGCGAGCACUGUAUGGUUAAAACUUCGUUUGUGAUAACGAACAAGAUUUAAAAGGCAGCCUUUCAUUUGAUGAACCAGGUUCUGGACGGUUUACUGAAAAGAGUUUUGGGUCUUCAUCAAGUUCCCAUCUUUUUUCUUGCAUUUGUCUUCUUUUUACCCCACCUUUUUUUUUUCGAAUAUCUAUCAAGUCUUUAUACAAACCUUCUCUUCUAGGAAUUUCUUUUUUGGCUUCAGGCAGCAUUAACUCUUUUCACGUGUGACUCUUUUGGCUACACAUUUUCAAUACAGGGGAUGAUCUGAGUCCGGAUCUUGUCCCAAAACAGGGUCUCAACUGUCUCUCCCAACUGCAAUCCCAGCUGAAACAUUUCGCCAUGAAGGACAAGAGAGAUGUUACCAAUGCAUGGCUGCAAUGGCUGUUUGUGGGACUAGAUCCGAACUCAGAUGAUCUAUCUUUUCAGUCUUCGAA